AAUGAAUUAGCCUUAUCUUCAUCCUGCUCAAUAAAUUAAUUAAGACUCAGCACCAAAAGAAACGCUUUAUGUUACUGGAUUGAAUGAUAAAGUUAGAUUGGAAGACUUAAAAUUUGUGUUAUACAUUCUCUUUUCCUAAUUUGGAGAAGUCUUAUAGAUUGUAAUGAAAAAAACAUAAAAAUUAAGAGGUUAAGCUUUUAUUGUAUUUUAAAAUAUUACUUAUGCCACCAAUGCCAAAUCAGCCUUAUCUGGAAUGAUGGUUUAUGAAAAGCCUCUAGUAUUUUUGUUAAUUUAUUUAGAUUAUUGAAUUUGCAUAUAAAAAGAGUGUAAUUUUUGAUAGAAUGGAAGGCAAAUUUUAUUACAAGUAGAAAUAAUAAAAAGAAUUGCAACCAAAUAUACCUACAGAUUUAAUUAAAGAGAGGAAAUAAAAAAAAAUAGAAGACAAAUUGAAUAACAAUACUGUUUUCAAUUAAGGAGAAGUUAAUAAUGUGUUAUUGAUAGAAUCAUUACCAUCAUUUGUCACCGAAAAUAUGUUAUCAGAGUUAUUUAGACAAUAUCCUGGUUAUUCAUUAAUUAAGUUAAUAAAUGCAAGAGGAUUGGCCUUUGUUGAAUAUUAAAAUGAUGAUCAAGCUACUGUAGCAUUAAAAGGACUUAGCAAUUUUAAAAUUACUCCUGAAUGCCAACUCAAAGUUAAAUAUGCAAAAAAAUGAG
Molecule: messenger RNA, 711 nt
Organism: Paramecium pentaurelia
Lineage: Eukaryota; Ciliophora; Oligohymenophorea; Peniculida; Parameciidae
Source: the annotation of a GenBank genome assembly